AUGGUGUUGUCAACUUGUCAAUUGUGACAUGUAAUAUUUGAUGUGGAAAUGUGGACACGUAUCAAAUAAAAAUAUUGAUUAAAUUUCAUCAUAUUAUAUCAGAUUAUUUGUUAAAAAAUACUUAUUUCCAUCUUUUAUCCAACUAUAAUACCUUUCAGCACGAAUUCGAACAGGAGUGACUUGUAUUUUCGAGCAAUAUGGCGGGUGUGGAGCAACCAUGCUACACACUUAUCAACUUCCCGACAGACUCAGAACCUUACAAUGAAAUGCAACUGAAGCUCGAUCUUGAAAAGGGUGAUACAAAGAAAAAAAUUGAAGCCCUAAAGAAGACUAUAAGCAUCAUACUCUCGGGUGAGAAGAUACCUGGUCUUCUGAUGAUCAUCAUCAGAUUUGUUCUGCCGCUGCAAGAUCAUAUGAUUAAGAAGCUUCUGCUUAUCUUCUGGGAAAUUGUUCCCAAGACAACCCCUGAUGGCAAACUGUUGCAAGAGAUGAUUCUUGUUUGUGAUGCUUAUAGGAAGGACUUGCAACAUCCGAAUGAAUUCAUCCGUGGUUCUACACUGCGAUUCCUUUGCAAGCUAAAAGAACCAGAACUUCUGGAGCCACUGAUGCCAGCGAUCCGAGCGUGUUUAGAGCACAGACAUUCUUAUGUCAGAAGAAAUGCAGUACUUGCCAUAUUUACUAUUUACCGCAACUUCGAGUUUCUGAUUCCCGAUGCGCCUGAGCUGGUGGCCAACUUCCUGGACGGAGAACAGGAUAUGUCGUGCAAGCGGAACGCCUUUCUUAUGUUGCUUCAUGCUGAGCAAGAGCGCGCGCACCAGUAUCUCGCCGCGCGCCUCGACCAGGUGCACGGCUUUGGAGACAUCCUGCAGCUGGUCAUCGUUGAGCUCAUCUACAAGGUGUGCCACACAUACCCACAUGAGCGCUCAAGGUUCAUUCGCACCGUGUACGAGCUACUGAACGCGCCCAGCGCUGCUGUGCGGUAUGAAGCGGCUGGCACCCUUGUCACUUUAUCCUGUGCUCCAGCCGCAAUCAAGGCGGCGGCCGCGUGCUACAUCGACCUGAUUGUGAAGGAGAGCGACAACAACGUGAAGCUGAUCGUGCUGGGGCGGCUGGGCGCGCUGCGCACGGCGGGCGGCGAGUCGGCGGCGCGCGCGCUGCCCGACCUCGCCAUGGACCUGCUGCGCGUGCUCGCUGCCUCCGACCUGGACGUGCGCCGCCAGACGCUGCACCUCGCGCUGGAGCUGGCGCGCGCGCGGCACGCCGAGGAGCUGGUGGGCGCGCUGCGCAAGGAGGCGGCGCGCGCGCAGCUGGCCGACCACGACGACGCCGACAAGUACCGCCAGCUGCUCGUGCGCGCGCUGCACCGCGCCGCGCUCAAGUUCCCCGACGCGGCGCCGGCCGUGGCGCCCGCGCUGCUGGAGCUGCUGGCGGACGGCGCGGAGCCGGCGGCGCUGGACGUGCUGCUGUUCCUGCGCCACGCGCUGCUGGCCUUCCCCGCGCUGCGGCCCGCCGCCUACCCGCGCCUGCUGGCCGCCGCCGCCGCGCUGCGCGUGGGCAAGGUGGUGCGGCCCGCGCUGUGGCUCGUGGCGGAGUUCGCGGAGAGCGAGGAGGACGCCGACGCCGCGCUCGACGUCAUCGCCGCCGCGCUGCCGCCGCUCGCCGCCGACGGCCAGGAGAAAGAAAAAGAUAAAGAUACUCCGGCGCGACAGCUGGUCACCAGCGACGGCGCGUAUGCUACGCAGUCCGCUUUCAAUCUGCCCAAGGCGCCGUCCGCGGACGGCAAGGCGGGCGGGCUGGGCGCGGCGCUGCGCUCGGGCGAGAGCUUCACGGCGGCGUGCGCGUGCUCGGCGCUCGCCAAGCUGGCGCUGCGCGCGCGCCGGCCCGCGCAGGCCAACCGCGCGCUGCACCUGGCCGCCGCGCUGCUGGCGCACCACCACGCCAAUAAGGGCGCGAACGGGCUCACGGCGGACGACGUGGAGCACGGCGCGGUGUGCGUGCGCGCGGCGGCGGUGCGGCCGGGCGUGGCGCGCGAGGCGCUGCUGGCGGGUUCGCGGCAAGCGCUGCGGGCGCUGCUGGCGCUGCCCGAGCGUGAACCACACACAGUGGAGCGCGCGGCGCGCGAGGCGAGCGCGGAGCGCGGGGCGCGGCGCGCGGAGGUGGAGCGCGGGAUCACGUUCGCGGCGCUGUCGCCCGCCACCGACACGCAGCACCUCGACAUCUUCGAGGUGUCGCUCAGCAAAGCACUGCAGGGUCGCUCGAGCGGUGCGGACCGCGGCAAGCUGUCGAAGGUGACCCAGCUGACGGGCUUCUCGGACCCCGUGUACGCGGAGGCCAUCGUCGCCGUCAAUCAGUACGACAUCGUGCUCGACGUGCUCGUCGUCAACCAGACCGACGAUACACUACAGAACUGUACAGUGGAGUUGGCAACGCUAGGCGAGCUACGGCUAGUGGAGCGGCCGACGGGCGUGGUCCUGGCGCCGAGGGACUUUGCGUCCAUCCGCGCGCACGUCAAGGUCGCCUCCACUGAAAACGGGAUCAUAUUUGGGAAUAUUGUGUACGAAGUGUCGGGAGCGGGCACGGACCGCGGCGUGGUGGUGCUCAACGACAUCCACAUCGACAUCGUGGACUACAUCCAGCCCGCCGCCUGCAGCGACGCGGACUUCCGCCACAUGUGGGCCGAGUUCGAGUGGGAGAACAAGGUCUCCGUGAACACGAACAUUACCGACUUGCGAGAAUACUUACAGCAUCUGUUGGCGUCUACAAAUAUGAAGUGUCUUACGCCGGAUAAGGCGCUGUCGGGUCAGUGCGGCUUCAUGGCGGCCAACUUGUACGCGCGCUCCAUCUUCGGCGAGGACGCGCUCGCCAACCUCAGCAUCGAGACGCCGCUCACGCGCCCCGGCGCGCCCGUCGUCGGACACGUGCGCAUCCGCGCCAAGACGCAGGGCAUGGCACUGAGCUUGGGCGACAAAAUCAACAUGAUGCACAAGUCGCCGCCCAAGCAGGCAGAGGCCACCGUUGCUGCCUGAGGACUUUACUGGGCUACUUAGAUAUGUAUAGAAUUAUAUAAUAUUUAUAAGACUUUUCAAUGUGUACAAAAUGUAAACAAUUAUACCUUGAAA
Messenger RNA from Melitaea cinxia (Glanville fritillary), 3119 nucleotides. RefSeq names its product coatomer subunit beta (gene betaCOP). Gene Ontology annotation, biological process: intra-Golgi vesicle-mediated transport; intracellular protein transport; endoplasmic reticulum to Golgi vesicle-mediated transport. The record is from RefSeq and is a predicted model, not a curated record. The transcript has 20 exons. Gene Ontology annotation, cellular component: COPI vesicle coat; cytoplasm. Lineage: Eukaryota; Metazoa; Arthropoda; Insecta; Lepidoptera; Nymphalidae. Gene Ontology annotation, molecular function: structural molecule activity. Bases 198 to 3026 code for a protein of 942 amino acids.